Molecule: messenger RNA, 664 nt
Organism: Fundulus heteroclitus (mummichog)
Lineage: Eukaryota; Metazoa; Chordata; Actinopteri; Cyprinodontiformes; Fundulidae
Gene: pnx
Product: posterior neuron-specific homeobox
Exons: 1
Coding region: 1-366 (121 amino acids)
Biological process (GO): regulation of DNA-templated transcription
Molecular function (GO): DNA binding; DNA-binding transcription factor activity, RNA polymerase II-specific
Source: RefSeq, a predicted model, not a curated record
AUGGAAAAGAGCCGUCGGAUUCGCACCGCCUUCACCCUGGAACAGCUGCAGGUUCUGGAGCGCAGCUUCCAGAGAAGCCGCUACCUGUCGGUGCUGGAGCGGCACACCAUCGCCGCAGCCCUCCGCCUGUCCGAGACUCAGGUCAAGAUCUGGUUCCAGAACAGGCGCACCAAGUGGAAGAAGGAGCGUCUGACUGCGCGGGAGAUGGAGGCGCAGGAGGAGCAGUGCAUCUUCUUACCGGCGUUCCCGUCCCAGCCUGCGGUCUGCGCGCCCCUCUCCUGCAAGCCCCUGUACCACCAGCAAGCCCCCACGCUCCGGGUGCUUCCAGCGCUGCCCCCGAUGCCCUGCCCAUACUAUUACACAUGAUGCGUAAAAGCGCGCAGUGGCUUGAGUGCAUAAUGGACCAGAUUCAUAAGAAGCCUUCCAAACACGCACCACCAUGGGGAGGAUUUGUUACCAAAUUGGGACUGAUCAGAAAUCAUUUUGAUAAAGAGAAAUGUGUCUUAGUUGCUAAUUUAAUUUUACAAAAAUGUGUAAACUUAAACGUUUUUAACUGAAUUUAUUUUAAGUUAAUAUUCUUGUUUUUGUGUUGAUAUUUUGUUUACUUCUUUAAUGUAAAACUGGCUUUGUUAAACAGAAGGAACGGUUUAACUCGGCUAAAACA